GAGCGCGUGUCACACAUACUUCAUUUCUCUCAUCGCAAUAAACCAGUUCCCUCUUCUUGCUAGGGAAGAACAAUAAAAAUCAAAGGCAGAACAAAACCGAGCGAGUUGGUGUGACUGACUCGGUGAGCGAGCGAGCGAGUUACUCAUGGCGAACGCGGCGCUUCGGAACGUGAAGGUGCUCCCGAACUCGGCGAAUAUGGAGGAAGCGCGUCACCGAGUCUUCGAAUUCUUCAGAACGGCCUGCAGAUCGCUACCCUCCGUUAUGGAAAUCUACAACCUCUACGACGUCGUUUCCGUCUCCGAACUCCGCUCCUCCGUCGCCUCCCAGAUCCGCAACAACAUCCACGUCACCGAUCCCAAAGUGAUCGAUAUGCUGCUUUUCAAGGGGAUGGAAGAGCUGAAGAAUGUUGUGGACCAUUCAAAGCAGAGGCAUCAUAUUAUUGGUCAGUACGUAGUUGGUCGGCAAGUGCAGGAUUCAGCCACAAAAGACCCGGGCACCUCUACUUUUCUGAAGAAUUUCUACAACACCAAUUACUUCUGAAGUUUGGUCAUGAGCUGUGUUCUGUUUCCUCAAAUAAAGAAUUAUCUUAAAACGUUUUUUAUGUCAAUACUGGAUGAGAUACUUUUGGUUUCAGACCAAACUGCUGUAUUCAUUUUUCCUGGCUUAAUUUAAGAAAGUGGUGUUGCCGAUUCUUGUGCGCAUGUGCACACUGCUGAAAAUAUAGUGAGGCACGCAUCACUAUUUGACGUCAUUGCGAAUGAAUGCAUUGGCGUAGCAUGCUAGAGAAAUAAUAUUGUAUUUGUGUAACACCAAGAUUUUGGGCUAGGGUUAUGAACUUAUAAUCAAAAAUCUGAUUAUCAUUUUCAUGAUUGUAAGUUCAUUCCAUACCGGAGACAACCAAAAUAAGAUUAUAUACAUUUGAGCGUACAGAUUACAGAUAUUAUGUUUACAUAUA
Messenger RNA from Glycine soja, 956 nucleotides. RefSeq names its product NADH dehydrogenase [ubiquinone] 1 alpha subcomplex subunit 6-like. Gene Ontology annotation, biological process: response to oxidative stress. The coding region runs from base 146 to 541 and encodes 131 amino acids. Lineage: Eukaryota; Viridiplantae; Streptophyta; Magnoliopsida; Fabales; Fabaceae. The transcript has 2 exons. The record is from RefSeq and is a predicted model, not a curated record.